Pseudopipra pipra is the source of this 3461-nucleotide messenger RNA. Its product is annotated as zinc finger protein 11-like. NCBI's taxonomy places the organism in Eukaryota, Metazoa, Chordata, Aves, Passeriformes, Pipridae. The coding region runs from base 365 to 2929 and encodes 854 amino acids. Gene Ontology annotation, molecular function: DNA-binding transcription factor activity, RNA polymerase II-specific; RNA polymerase II transcription regulatory region sequence-specific DNA binding. The transcript has 3 exons. Gene Ontology annotation, cellular component: nucleus. The record is from RefSeq and is a predicted model, not a curated record. Gene Ontology annotation, biological process: regulation of transcription by RNA polymerase II.
AUUUCUGGGAGAAUUUUUUUGCGCUGCAUGUUCAUAGUUUGGAGUAUUUUUUGGCUUAACUGUAACUUUUUGCAGUUUGGGGGGGCGAGGGUCUUCUUAAUAUUGUCUGAAUCUUGGUGUUUUGGAGGUUUUUAUGGACACAGGAUGCCCGGUGAGUUCUAGAGAUGGACUUGGGCAGGAGGAACCCCCAAGCCAACGUGCUCAGCCCUUGUUUUCCCCCCCAUCAGGAUUUGUCCUUCCCAAAGCUUGGGCAGAUGGAGGAGGAGGCUGCGAGGAAGAGGAAGAUGCCUUGGGCCCCCCAGACAGGUGAGGAGGAAGUCAGUGUCCCUUUGGGUGGGUGUUGUGCUGGCUCUGUCAGCCGAGCAUGGCCCCGGCUGCAGGACAACCCCGCUGGCGCCGCCGUCCUGCCGGGGCCGGAGUUGGGGGGAUGUCCUUGGCCUUCCCUGUGGGCCGGAGGCAAAUCCCCUCCCUGUCCUUCUUGCUUCCUGCCCCAGGCCCCGAGCUGAGGACGGAGAGCCCAGAGGACAAAUCCCCCCGUGAGACCCUGGUGGGAGAGGCCGUUUUGAAGGGCUCCCCGGCGCAGGAAGGCAGCGGGGAGGAAAAGGGCCGGAGAUCCCCCCGCAGGAGGGGCUCCAAAGCCAUCCCAGGGUGCUCUGAGGAGGAAAGACCCAGCCUGUGCCAGGAAGGCGGCCGGAGCUUGAGGGGGAGCUCUGAGCUGGUGGUCCCUGAUCAGCCUCCCAGCAGGGAGAAGCCCUUCAGGUGCUUGGAAUGUGGGAAGAGCUUCAGGAAGAGCUUCAACCUCCUCAGCCACCAGCACAUCCACACUGGGGAACGACCCUACACGUGUAGGGAAUGUGGGAAGAGCUUCAGGCACAGCUCCAACCUGAUCCAACACCAGCACAUCCACACUGGGGAACGGCCCUACACAUGUGGGGAAUGUGGGAAGAGCUUCAGUUACAGGGACAGCCUCUGCAAACACCAGCUCAUCCACACCGAGGAACACCCCUACAAGUGCUUGCAAUGUGGGAAGAGGUUUCAGCGCAGCUCAACUCUCAUCACGCAUGAGCGGACGCACACAGAUGAGAGGCCCUUCCGCUGCACUGACUGUGGGAAGGGAUUCAAGCACAACUCCCACCUCAUCAGGCACCAGCUCAUCCACACUGGGGAACGGCCCUACAAGUGCUUGGAAUGUGGAAAGAGGUUUCAGACCAGCUCCAGUCUCCUCCUGCACCAGCGGACGCACACGGAUGAGAGGCCCUUCCGCUGCACCGACUGCGGGAAGGGAUUCAAGCGGAACUCCGACCUCGUCACCCACCGGCGCAUCCACACCGGGGAACGGCCCUACAAGUGUGGGGAGUGUGGGAAGAGCUUCACCGACAGCUCUAAUUUGACCAAACACCAACGGACCCACCGCAGGGAGAAGCCCCUCAGGUGCUUGGAAUGUGGGAAGAGCUUCAAGAACAGCUCCUACCUGAUCCGACACCAGCAGAUGCACACUGGGGCACGUCCCUACACGUGUGGGGAAUGUGGGAAGAGCUUCAACCAGAGCUCCCACCUGUUCAAACACCAGUGCGUCCACACUGGGGAACGGCCCUACGUGUGUAAUGAUUGUGGGAAGAGUUUCAGUGACAGCUGCAGCCUGAUCCGACACCUGCACAUCCACACUGGAGAACGGCCCUACAUGUGUGGGGAAUGUGGGAAGAGCUUCAGCAGCAGCUCCAGCCUUAUCCAACACCUGCACAUCCACACUGGGGAACAUCCCUACCUCUGUGAGGAAUGUGGGAAGAGCUUUAGCAACAGCUCCAACCUGAUCCAACACCAGCACAUCCACACUGGGGAACGUCCAUACCUCUGUGAGGAAUGUGGGAAGAGCUUUAGGAACAUCUCCAGACUGAUCCAACACCAGCACAUCCACAGUGGAGAACGUCCCUACCUCUGUGAAGAAUGUGGGAAGAGGUUUCACACCAGCUCACAUCUCCUCAGUCAUGAGUGGACGCACACGGAUGAGAGGCCCUUCCGCUGCACCGACUGCGGGAAGGGCUUCAAGCACAACUCCACCCUCGUCACCCACCGGCGCAUCCACACCAAGGAGAGGCCCCACAAGUGUGGGGAAUGUGGGAAGAGCUUCACCGACAGGUCUACCCAAAGCAGUCACCAGCGCCUCCACACUGGGGAACGGCCUUACAAAUGCUUGGAAUGUGGAAAGAGCUUCACCAAGAGCUCUAACUUGACCAGACACCAACGGACCCACCGCAGGGAGAAGCCCUUCCGGUGCUUGGAAUGUGGGAAGAGCUUCAGGAGGAGCACCACUCUCCUCACCCACCAGCACAUCCACACUAGGGAACAUCCCUACACGUGUGGGGACUGUGGGAAGAGCUUCAACCAGAGCUCCACCCUCCUCACCCACCAGCACAUCCACUCUGGGGAACGGCCCUAUACAUGUGGGGAAUGUGGGAAGAGCUUCCACUGCAGCUCCAACCUCCGCAGACACAAGCGCAUCCACACUGGGGAACAGCCCUACACAUGUGGGGAAUGUGGGAAGAGCUUCAGGCAGAGAUCCAGCCUGAUCCAACACCAGCACAUCCACAGUGGGGAACGGCCCUACACAUGUUGGGAAUGUGAGAAGAGCUUCAGGAGCAGCUCCAACCUCCACCGGCACAAGCGCAUCCACACUGGGGAACGGCCCUACAAGUGCUUGGAAUGUGGGAAGAGGUUUCACACCAGCUCAGAUCUCCUAAAGCACCAGCGGACACACACGGAUGAGAGGCCCUUCCGCUGCACCGACUGCGGGAAGGGCUUCAACCGCAACUCCACCCUCGUCAGGCACCGGCGCAUCCACACCGGUGAGAGGCCCUACAAGUGUGGGGAGUGUGGGAAGAGCUUCACCCAGAACUCUUCCUUGACCUCACACCAACGGACCCACCGGUAAGGGAAGCCCUGUGAGUCCCCCGACUGCGGGAAGAGCUUCGGCCGUAGGACUGACACACAAAAAAUGUUUCAAAAGGUCUUCAGGAUUUUGAGUAUCUGCACUCCAACAUCAGUUUAUUCUUUUGAAUAUGUGUAAGUUUAACCUUAUUUUAGUCUGAAAGCCAAAUUCACCACUACCCCGUUCCCUGAUAACCGUGGGCUGAUUCUGACAAGUGAGGCAGAAAUUACCCACUGCCCAGCAAAAACCAGUGGGGCCAGCCAGUGGUCUCUGCCCUGGCCGCCCAGUUUCCCCAGUCUCAUCUCAAAAUGACCAGUUACACUGAAGCAAAGACCACUGGAACCAGUGCAACAAGCCCCAGUCUGACUUUCACACCUGCCCACGUGUCCUGUUUUCUGCUGCUCUACAGACUUCCCUGUUUAAAAUACAAUGGGAAAAUGAACAGUUUUUGGGGUUGUUUUGGUUUUGGGCUCGGGUUUUCUUUUUCCCCCCACUGUUCUCAUUAACCUCAUUUCAAAUCUCCUUUGAUGUUUGA